This is a messenger RNA of Perkinsus marinus ATCC 50983, 195 nucleotides long. RefSeq lists its product as hypothetical. The transcript has a single exon. Lineage: Eukaryota; Perkinsozoa; Perkinsida; Perkinsidae. Gene Ontology annotation, biological process: nucleosome assembly. The annotation marks the transcript as partial. Gene Ontology annotation, molecular function: DNA binding. The record is from RefSeq and is a predicted model, not a curated record. Gene Ontology annotation, cellular component: nucleosome.
AUGACCGUCAAAUCCGGUAAGAAAUCUGCGGCUCAUCCCAAUUAUUCGGUUAUGAUCAAGCAGGCCUUGACCACAUGUAAGGGAUUCCAGAAGAUGAGCCGUCAGGCCGUUCUCAGCUUCAUCAAGCAAAACUUCGGUGUCGAGAAUAAGGCAGCUCUUAACAAGGCUCUUAAAGCUCUCGUGGAUGCUGGUACU